Molecule: messenger RNA, 439 nt
Organism: Aspergillus welwitschiae
Lineage: Eukaryota; Fungi; Ascomycota; Eurotiomycetes; Eurotiales; Aspergillaceae
Exons: 1
Coding region: 166-342 (58 amino acids)
Source: RefSeq, a predicted model, not a curated record
CUCGCAGCCUUGCAAAGGAGGCACUCAAUCAUAUAACAAUCAAUAUCGAGUUUCCUCGAGUCGUCUAGCCUGCUUAUUUGCCAGUAUAGCAAGAUAAAGUUUCUGUAACCCUUUGAGAUAGACAGCUGCAGAAUACAGAAUAUUUUGUCGCAGAGUUCAACCAUCAUGCUUUUUCUAUAUUGUUGUUAUUUCCUCCCUUUACAUACCUUGGCUUUUCGUGGAUUCUCUACAACAGUUCGUAGUAUUAUGGUUUUCAGAAUGAUCGCCUCAAUACGAGUGUGGCAAUCUGAGCGUCUUACUGUGGUCAGUGGCCGCGGUCAUCGGACACCUGACCACGGCUAAGCACAACCCAGCCUCACAGCCUCGUAUGUAUGCGCCUGUCGCAGCCUUGCUCCCUUGAUCUGGGGUAUAUAUUCUAUUCCCAGACUUCAUAUGUAAG